AUGUCGGACUACUCAGUCGGGUAUGCGGCCGGCUUAAUCGCCCUGGCUAUUUUUAUAACACAACUCUGGCUUCCCACCGCCAUCUCCUUUUUACUUGCUGGAGUGCUCCGCGAUGAGGAAACCGCGGCAACAUGGACGGUGGCAGCAAAGAUCCUUCAGUCGUCGCAUUGGACGAUGCUUCUACGGUCCGACUCUGUGCGGCCCCAUGCCGUUCGGACGCCCAUCUUCCUCGCGUCCCUCGCCAUCCCGCUCACAACGGUCUUGAUCGCCAUCUCGAGCGUGUUGACGCCGAUCGGUCUUUACGACGUGCUUGAAGUGGGCGAACAAGAAGUCGGCACCUUCUCGUAUAUCCGCGAUAGCAGUGCUUAUUUCUACGGUACGAGCCCUCGGAGUGGUUAUAACUUUUCCCGACAAUGCUCCUUCCGCUUGAAUCCUGCGCCAUGCCCAUUCACAAACGGCACUCUCAUCUUCAGCAUGGGUGACAGCACGAUAUCCUGGGAUUAUCCUGAUGAUCUUAGCAUGGAUAUCCCGCCCAUACUUCGCGAACUUUAUUCCAGCGGCACGCACGGCAUCGGCACCACCGUGUCCAAUUUCUUCGAUAUCGAGUGGCGACAGCUAACCAUGAGGGAUGGGGAGGAUGCUAAGAUUGUGAAUCGCGGAUCUCCGUUUGCCGUCAACAUGUUUCGCCAAGUCGAUAGCGUGGCUCUAGAGGACUCGGUCAAACUGGUCGAGGGCCUCAUCGUCGACACCCAGACCGGCGGUGUGGGCUUCCGAAACCACACGGUCCCUCAGCCUGCAGACCGCAAUGUCACUUGGCAAGAAGAUAUCCUGUUUAUCGAGCCCGUCACCGCUUGCGUUGACACCAACCUGACAUUCGACUACACUGAAUCUAAGGGCAAUUUUUCUUUUGGUUCUAACGGGCCCAUUGACUACCGCCUGACCGAUCGCGGCGGGUUCGCCAACCUCACCCGCGAGGAUCUCAAUCGCACGUAUCCGUACUACGAUGGGAAUCCGCAGGCGAAUCCGGACCUCUGGAACAGAGCACACCUCGCAGCCAUAGUCAACAACUUUUAUACCAUGUUAUAUCUCAACGUCACAAACGCCGGGAACUCCAGCAUCGGCGUCAAGUCAUUCCAGUACCUGAAUUCGACCAUAGGGAAGUCCUUUCCCCUGUGGGUCAAUGGCCCCUCUAAUUACAGGGCGGCCACAUUCUCCAAUGCCUACGGUGAUUAUCUUUUUGGCACGAGCACGGGUGGUAACAUGAAGUAUCCGAAUCCGUUCAAUGUUACCAAGGGCACAUCCUGGUUUGGGGCGAUACCUAUCAUCUGUGCCAACGCCGGUGAAGGGGACAUCGCCAACGUCACCAACAUCUUUGUCGCCUGCGGGCUUGUCACUGGCCCUCCCAGGCGGGUAGACAACGGCCCGCAAGGCAUCUUCGAGCGCGGUAGCAAGUGGACCACGCCGCUGUACUCGUGCGCAACCUCCAUCCGCGCAACCAUCAAAACAGUAUCCUUCUCCACCGACCCCGUUACCAACCCAGUACGCCAGUCCGCUGAAAGCGUCCGGGGCCUGACCUCUUUCCGCGUGACCAACAUCACAGCCAAGACAUACCCCUCCCCGGACGCAUACCCCCUCUGGGCAGUCGAAGACAGCGGCUACAAGCUCCGCGACAUCCAGCCCCUCUGGGGGCUCAUAUCCCCCGCCUACCCAGCCGCCAACUUCCCCAAUAUCUCCACGGUCAAACAACCCUCCCUCUACCUCGUCGGCCUCGGCAGCGGCGGCGCCAGCCUCACCACGCCGACCUUCUCGGCCGUCGACAACGGCAUUGGGUACGACAACCUGCCCGCCGCCGACUUCCCCUUCCGCGCUGCUAACACCAUCUACUCGGGCUCACCCUCCUCUGGCAUCAGCGGCUCCGACUGGCCCUUCGAUCUGGUCGGCCGCGCCGACAUGGCCGUCUUCACACGCUGGCAGACGCUCACCGCCACGCCCGACGGCACCAGCCGCAUGAUCAACCUCCUGUGGACCGACCUGGCCGCCUCCGCCGUCGUCGGCACCAAGGGCGUCACCACCACCACCACCACCAACCCCACCACAAACCCCGCCAAACGCGACGACACCAACCCCCUCCCCGCACCCGCCCCAAUAAUCCACAUCCACCCAGCCGUCCACCGCGUCAAGUACCACUUCGCAUACGGCAUCCCGGGCUUCGCGCUGCUCGCGGUCCUGGCCCUCCUCACGGCCGGCGCGCUGGCGGUGUGGGCGGCCGGGUGGGCCAGCCUGAACAAAGUGCGCAUGCGGCUGCAGCAGCUGUCGGCGGGCCGCAUCUUCACCAUCGUGCUGUACCCGGGCGAGAGCGAUUUCAAGAUGUCGCCGAAGGAGUGGAGUCUGGUGAGUGGGGGGAAGACGGUCAAGUUUGCGGAUGGGGAUGGGGAUGGGACGGGUGAUGGCGCGGGGGUUGGGGUUGGGCCGGCUGGGGUGGGAGGGGGGAUGGGGGAGGAGGAUAGGUUGACGACGCCAGGCGGGGCGACGACGGUUUCGGAUGUUGCGUCGGAGACGAAGGGGUAUGCGAUGGAGGAUGUGGAUGUGGGGGCGGGGAAUAAUGGUGUGUAUGAUGGCCGGCAGCAUGGGGGGUAUAUUGCGCUGGAGCCACUCCAUUAUGAGAGUAGGUGA
Chaetomium globosum CBS 148.51 is the source of this 2673-nucleotide messenger RNA. RefSeq lists its product as uncharacterized. Lineage: Eukaryota; Fungi; Ascomycota; Sordariomycetes; Sordariales; Chaetomiaceae. The record is from RefSeq and is a predicted model, not a curated record. The transcript is spliced from 4 exons. Bases 1 to 2673 code for a protein of 890 amino acids.